ACCGAAUGAGAAGCAGGCAGAGAAGGAUGAGACAAGGAGAGGACAGUGAGAGACAGAGGAGGACAGACCGAGGCAAAGAAGAGGGACAAAACAAAAUGAGGUCCAAUCAUGGAAGUGUGGACUCGGGACAGAGGGGACAGCAGGAGCGUUACCUGGGCUGUCUCACAAAGCAACAGCUCAUCAUCUUAUGUCUGACCGUGGGACUUGUUAUCCUGCUCACUCUCAUCACAGUUACUGCUGUGCUGCUCAACAAAGAGUCAGGUUCUCCUGUUCCCAUUACUGGUGCAGACAUGCUGGACUACCUGGUUCAGUCCGGUAACAUCAGCCAACCUGACGGUCUCUUGGCAACAUGGUUUCACAGGGCCAACAAGGAGGAGGAGAUGAACAAAGCUUUAGCGAGUGACGCCAUGGUCCUGGAGGCUGACGUCACCGUGAAGGGUCUUGGGACGCCCAGUGAAGAGCCAAUCCCCAUCAUGGCUCAUCCUCCUGACAUCUUCAGUGACAACACUCUGGACCAGUGGCUGGACGCUGUGUUGCCCUCAAAAAAAGGGAUUAAGUUGGAUUUCAAGAGUUUAAAGUCAGUGGGUUUGUCACUAGACCUGCUUCGUCAGAAGAACAGCGACAGAGGUAUAAACCAGCCUGUGUGGCUCAACGCAGACAUCCUACGAGGUCCAAAUGUCCCGGGCUUUCUGCCACCAGUUAAUGGAACUGUAUUUCUGCAGCUGAUUCAGGAGAAGUUUCCACAUGUGACUUUAUCUCCUGGAUGGAAGGUGGCCUACGGUCCUCCACUCUUCACUGAAUCCUACAACAGGUCCAUGGUAGAAGAAAUGUACAGUCUCAUCAAAGACGUCCCACAGAGGGUAACAUUUCCAGUCCACGCCCUGUUGGUCCGCGAUGGCUGGCAGCACCUGAGCUGGCUCCUCAAUCAGUCUCCACGGUUCAGUCUGACCUUGUGGCAGGGGUCAAAUCAUCCAAAUAUCAGUGACCUGCUGUUUGUCCGUGACAACACCCACCACACCAGAGUCUACUAUGAUAUUUAUGAACCGACGCUGUCUCAGUUUAAAGAAGCUGCAGGGCUGCAGGGACGUGUGAGGACGUUCUACCCUGGAGGAGACCUGAUGGACUUCCUGUGUCCAAACCACGAUUCGGACACCAGCUUGUCCAUAGCAGUCACACAGUGCAGCAGCCUGAAUGUCCACUGGUUCACAGUCACUGACCGCACGUCCUUACUGGCUCAGCUCACAGUUGGUGCCGGAGAAGGAGGAGGUAUGUUGGUGGUGCGGAUGUUUUCUGACAACACACGACCUGGUGUGAUUCUGGUGGAAGGUUCUGGAAAGAGCUUGCAGCCCCUCACACUGCAGGACGUCCUGCAGCUGCUUGAACAGAGUGUUGAUGCUCGCUGGGGUCUUUACCUCCGAGUUCACACACAGCAGCUCCUGGAAGCUUCUCUCACUGUGGUGAGUUCAGCUUACAGCAGAGGGACGCUCUACAGGCCUGUGUGGAUCAACGUGGACAGUUUACAGAGCAGCGAGUUUGUGUCCACAGUAGAGAGGCUGUUCCCGUACGUUACCAUCGUCCUGACACAGCACAGCUGGCCUCCUCACGUCCCAGCGUCAGUGGCAGGAUUGUCUCAGAGAGUGGCUCUACAUCUGAUCACAGCAUCACUGCCGGAGGGACACCGGGGACUUCACUCUGUCGCAGCACUGAUGGACAGAUAUGACCUCAUAGUGGAGGAGGACACAGAGAGCGGUGCUGAAACUUUAGACGUCUUGAAAGGACUGAAGAGUCGGCGCACGGGCGGAGCAAACACAAACCUGUAUGUGAUCAGUAAACAAUCCUGAGCAGA
Messenger RNA from Solea solea (common sole), 1846 nucleotides. It is a transcript of the gene fam151a, whose product is annotated as family with sequence similarity 151 member A. Bases 6 to 1841 code for a protein of 611 amino acids. NCBI's taxonomy places the organism in Eukaryota, Metazoa, Chordata, Actinopteri, Pleuronectiformes, Soleidae. The transcript has 13 exons. The record is from RefSeq and is a predicted model, not a curated record.